AUGCAUACAUCCAUCCACGUCUGUCCAUCAUCUAUCUUCGUCUGUUCACAUCUAUCUAUCUAUCUAUCUAUCUAUCUAUCUAUCUAUCUAUCUAAAUCCUAUCUUAUCUAUCUCAAUCUUCCUAUCUCAAUGUGUUCUUAUCUAUCUAUCUAUCUAUCUAUCUAUCUAUCUAUCUAUCUAUCUAUCUAUCUAUCUAUCUAUCUCCGUCUGUACAUUAUCUAUCUAUCUAUCUAUCUAUCUAUCUAUCUUCGUUUGUAUCUAUCUAUUCAUUCAUUCAUCCAAGUCUAUUCAUAUCUAUCUAUCGAUCGAUCUAUCUAUCUUGGUUUAUAUCUAUCUAUCCAUUCAUUCAUCCAUGUCUAUUCGUAUCUAUCUAUCUAUCUAUCUAUCUAUCUAUCUAUCUAUCUAUCUAUCUAUCUAUCUAUAGAAGUCUAUUCGUAUCUAUCUAUCCAAAUCUGUUCGUAUCUAUCUAUCUAUCUAUCUAUCUAUCUAUCUAUCUAUCUAUCUAUCUAUCUAUCUCCGUCUGUACAUUAUCUAUCUAUCUAUCUAUCUAUCUAUCUAUCUUCGUUUAUAUCUAUCUAUUCAUUCAUUCAUCCAGUCUAUUCAUAUCUAUCUAUCUAUCUAUCUAUCUAUCUAUCUAUCUAUCUAUCUAUCUAUCUUCGUUUAUAUCUAUCUAUUCCUUCAUUCAUCCAAGUCUAUUCAUAUCUAUCUAUCGAUCGAUCUAUCUAUCUUGGUUUAUAUCUAUCUAUCCAUUCAUUCAUCCAUGUCUAUUCGUAUCUAUCUAUCUAUCUAUCUAUCUAUCUAUCUAUCUAUAGAAGUCUAUUCGUAUCUAUCUAUCCAAAUCUGUUCGUAUCUAUCUAUCUAUCUAUCGAUCUAUCUAUCUAUCUAUCUUUCUAUCUAUCUAUCUAUCUAUCUAUCUAUCUCCGUCUGUACAUUAUCUAUCUAUCUAUCUAUCUAUCUAUCUAUAGAAGUCUAUUCGUAUCUAUCUAUCCAAAUCUGUUCGUAUCUAUCUAUCUAUCUAUCUAUCUAUCUAUCUAUCUAUCUAUCUAUCUAUCUAUCUAUCUAUCUCCGUCUGUACAUUAUCUAUCUAUCUAUCUAUCUAUCUAUCUAUCUAUCUAUCUAUCUCAGUCUAUUCACAUGACAUCUGAGUUACUUUUACCAACUAAUGCUACAGGUUCUCUCGACAAAUCAGUAGAUGGAGUCCAUAUCACUUUGGAUGCAUAUACUUUCGGUUUUCCACUCUCUUUCUCCCCCUUCUCCUCUUCCCCAUCUUCAUCUCCCUCCAAAAGAAAGAAAUACGGAUAG
Molecule: messenger RNA, 1302 nt
Organism: Acanthosepion pharaonis
Lineage: Eukaryota; Metazoa; Mollusca; Cephalopoda; Sepiida; Sepiidae
Source: the annotation of a GenBank genome assembly